AUUGGGUCUCUCUCUAUCUAUCACUCUGUGAUUCUUAGCCUCUCUAUCUCUCUCUAAGCAUUUUUAUCCAUUGGAGACCAAACAAUUACAUCUUACAUAUAACCUUGCAGGCCCCUCUCCCUCUUAAACUCUUUAAGAGGAUUCUUUUGAACUCCUCGUUCUCUUUCUAUCCAUUUAUAUCGAAAAAAGAGAUGGGCUCUAUCUCUAGUGCCUACAUAACAACAUUAUUGAUGAUACUUCUAUGUACUAGCAGUAGCAUGCUGUUAGUAUGUGAAGGGCAGCAGCUGACCUCCAACUUCUAUGAUUCGACCUGCCCCAACGCCCUCUCCACCAUCCGCACUGCCAUUCGCACUGCGAUUUCGGCAGAGAGGCGCAUGGGAGCCUCCCUUAUUCGUCUCCACUUCCAUGAUUGCUUUGUCAAUGGGUGCGAUGCAUCGCUGCUGUUGGACUCGACUUCCUCUUUCGAGAGCGAACAGAAUGCCAUUCAGAACAUUAACUCUGCUAGAGGCUUCCAUGUCAUCGAAAACGCAAAGUCGAGAGUGGAAAGCAUAUGCCCAGGCGUGGUCUCCUGCUCCGACAUCCUUGCAGUUGCAGCAAGAGACUCUUCUGUAGCGAUGGGAGGUCCAUCCUGGACAGUGAAUCUAGGGCGCAGAGACUCUGCAACUGCAAGCAAAGACGAGGCAGAGAGAGAACUCCCUCUCUUCACUGCUCCCUUGGAUGAUCUCAUCUCUCUCUUCGGCAGAAAGGGACUCAGUGCCAAAGACAUGGUUGCUCUCUCCGGUGCACACACCAUAGGCCAAGCCCAGUGCUUCACAUUCAGAGACAGAAUUUACAACCACACCAACAUCGAUGCCGGCUUUGCUCGCAAAAGACGUGGUAACUGCCCUUCAACUGGAGGGGACUCCAACCUCGCAGCUCUUGACCUUGUUACACCCACCAGCUUCGACAACAACUACUUCAAGAUUUUGAUGCAGAAAAAGGGUUUGUUGGAAUCGGAUCAGGUGUUGUUUAAUGGUGGAUCGACUGAUGACAUAGUGAGGUCUUAUAGUAACAGUCGAAGUGCCUUCUACUCCGAUUUUGCGGCGGCUAUGGUGAAGAUGGGGGACAUUGAACCUCUUACUGGAUCAGCAGGGCAAAUCAGGGCAAGGUGCUCUGUGCCCAAUUGACUGGUGCAAGCGCCAAAAGCAAUGGAUGGAAUUUCAACUGGUGUCGGAUACUAAGAUUGUAUUUGUUUAAUUCUUUUUAUUCUUUACAUUCAAAUCAUUCUUAAGAGGGAUUGUGGUUUGUUCUAAUAAGUUGUUCAUUGGUAGUGGAAGAGCUAUUGUAAUUGUAUAGU
This is a messenger RNA of Amborella trichopoda, 1336 nucleotides long. Its product is annotated as lignin-forming anionic peroxidase. Gene Ontology annotation, molecular function: peroxidase activity; heme binding. Lineage: Eukaryota; Viridiplantae; Streptophyta; Magnoliopsida; Amborellales; Amborellaceae. Gene Ontology annotation, biological process: response to oxidative stress; hydrogen peroxide catabolic process. The record is from RefSeq and is a predicted model, not a curated record.